UCACCGCCUGGCCGUGCACGGCCGGGACGAGGAGCGCGGCUGGGCCACCUUCGCCCUGUGGCACCGCUACCGCAGCAACGAUUCGCUGGACGUGCCCAUCAGCAUCAGCAGCGCAGAUGUCGCGGCUGUGCUGCAGUGGACACCGUCCCCACGCGCCGCCUGUCCCGGCGCGCUGGCCAAGUACCUCAUCUGCCACUCGGCCAAGGGGGACAACGAGACCUGUGAGUGGGACCCCCAUCCCCGUGGGGCAGGAGGAGGGUGCUGCCCCCAGGCAGCCGCCAGACUGCUCCACAUUCGGUUUUGUUUGCCCAGACAGUGAAGUGAACGCCACGGCAUCAAACUACACCCUUCAAAACCUCCAGCCUGGCACAGCCUACAGGGUGAGUGUGCGGGAGGUGACAGAGGACAGCGAGGGGACCUGCAGAGUUUGGUGGCACUUCCAGACCAAGGCACUGGGUCCCCAGGGAGCAGUGUGGACAGGCAAUCUGAAGUACCUGAGCAUCUCGCUGGGUCUCCCCGCCGCAGCUGCCAUCUACCACCUGACCAAAAAGAGGGUUGGCCGCCUCCUCUUCCCACCCGUUCCCCAGCCCGUGGGCACCAAAGCCAUCCAGUUCUCGGCCGGCGAGAUGAGCCAGGGCCAGCCCCGCAGAGGCCUCCUGGAACCCUCGGAGAGGUUCAAUCCAGCCGAGCUGCUGCUGCUGACGGAGCCGAAUCCCAGCGAGGAGACGACAGACACGGGCACUCAGACUGUGGUGCCGCCGCCCGACGUGGCACAGCCCGGCCCCGCGCUGGAACAGCCGGCGGCAGUGGCGGUGACCCCGCCGGGCUGUGCGGACGAGCUGCCCUUCGCCUACCGCAGGCAGGACAUGCUGAGCCCGCUGGGAUCUCCAUCCUCCGGCAGCACCAGCUGCAGCGGGCACCCACCCGCAGAGGAGGAGGAGGAGGAGGAGGAAGAGAAGGAGGAGGAGGAGGAGGAGGAGGAAGAGAAGGAGGAGGAGGGAAGGCAAGGGCUGCACCAGCCGCUGAUCCCCAUUGCCCUGCUCAUCUCCGACAAACCCAUCAUCAUCAGGGAUGGGGAAGGAUGGGAUCCCUCGCCGCAGAAGUCGGUGCCGUAGCCAUCAGCAGGCUGGAGCAGCGGGGCUGGACGGCAGGAAGGGCGCGGGGGUGUCCCACGGAAUGCGGAUUGGCUGCGUGGGAUGCUGAGUGCCCAGCCCGUGGGUGGCACCGGCACUUCCAGGGGGUUUUCUGGUUUCCAGGACACAGAAGGCGAUGCCUCUGAAUGCAGCACUGCACCGGGACAAGUUUUGGCCACGCAAUUUGCAGCCUCAACCUUUCACCGGCGAUAAAACCCGAGCGAAAGUGGCUGCAGAGUCCGGCCAGGACCGAGGGUAUUUCCAUGCCUGGGAAGAGAGGCAGAGCUCCAUCUCAGCCGGCUGCUACCUCUGGAACCACUAUCCUGGUGGAGAUGCAAAAAGCCCCAACACCAA
Molecule: messenger RNA, 1487 nt
Organism: Ficedula albicollis (Collared flycatcher)
Lineage: Eukaryota; Metazoa; Chordata; Aves; Passeriformes; Muscicapidae
Exons: 5
Coding region: 117-1115 (332 amino acids)
Molecular function (GO): protein binding
Source: RefSeq, a predicted model, not a curated record